AACAUUGUUAUUUAGAACAUUUGAAUGAAAAAUGAACAAGAAAAAGGUUGAUAGAAGGGGUAGUGAUCGAUUGGGUCAAAGGAGUAUUUUCUUUAGCAACAUACUUCUUCUAGGAUUCAAACCUGGUGCUAUGAAAGCCAAGUAUUCUAUUCCAUUCACAAAGGACAUGUUUGCCAUGCCAAACAAGAAAGCAUUUGAGGUUGUCAUGUAUUUCCUGUUGACACGACUCAACCCAGCCUUGGCUAAAGAACGAUUCAGAGUGUGCUAUCCAGUAUGUGACAAAAAACAGGAGCAGUUGUUUCGAAGAGCAGUUACUAAUUGGCUUACUGAGAUUACAAAGGAUAGUGGUGAAGCUUAUCUUCCAUGGAUAGCACCCUCAUUAUUAAUGUCACCCUCUGGAGACAAGUUUUACAAUCUUCUGCUUCAUCUGUCUGCUCAUGUUCUUACUGUAGUGGCAAAAUCAUCACACGGUUUAAAGAGUCGUGAUUUGUUACAGCGUCCUCGGUUGGUGCCAUCGUCUAAACAUCUUGGUAGCGUGAUGGUGAAGACAGUGGGGGCAUCAGCUAUUCGUCAUCGUAAACGAUUUCUUCAGCAGUUACAGGAGACAGCGGCCAUGCAAGACCAAUGGACUCAGUAUGCGGCGGAGUUGACAAAAGAGCACCGUACAUUAAGCAAGUCCAUACGUGGAUUAGAACAAAAAUUACAAGAUCAGUACGACAAGGCAAAUCAUUUGGCAAAAGCUCGAGGGAGCCCACCCCCAGUGAGACGUCGCCAGUCUGGAGAAUGUUUUGAAGGGGAACCAGAGAUCCAAGCAAUUCAAAGAACCAAGAAAGUUCACAAGAUUCGAGAACUGUGGAAAGCUGUUGACGACCUCCACACUACCCAGAAACCAGAACGUGAUGUUUUGCAGUCAAUCGUAGAGGGUGCUGCAAAUCGGUUCAAAUUGGAUGCUAGCGAUAUCAAUGUACAUAUUCCUGAACUGUUACUUAGGGACUGUGAAAAAGAACUUCAGAGGCGGAAUCUGGCUAACACUUAUGAAGGCGGAAAGCUAAACCUACUGACUCUUAUCCACUUGUGGAACCUCUCACUUCACUUAUACCUAGAGCAGCUUAACCAAGUUUCUCUGCCUGAUUUUGGAGAGCUUGCCCCAGCUGUAGUCACACAGGUACACAACCAACACACACACUUGGCAAAUACACACACCCUCAGGUCAACUCUAUCCAAUGAGCUACUACCGCAACUUAAGGAGUCUAUAGCAAUGCUGAAGGAAGAAUUAGAACUUCAGGGUGACAGUACAUUAAGACAAACAGACUCCUUAAGUUCCUCUAGAAAUAAGUUUCAUGACCUUACCCUUCUGCCAUCAACACCACCGGUAUCGUUUCAACCAGACACAAAUAUGAGAGGCGGUACACCACAGGAAAUCACAGGCAAACCUUUGCAGAAGUCACCGGAUAUUAUGAACACACCAGAGGCAGCCUCCCUCCUUAGAAGUGUCAUCGACAAAGCUGCACUGCGUCGGACCGCAAUAGCCCAAGGAACACCGUUCAGCACUAAUAGAAACCUGAAAUAUAUGGGAUCUAAACUACCAAGACCAACAACAACUGUUGGAAGUGAUGUAGUAGAAGACAGGAAAAGAAUCAAAUCUGCACCAUCUAGAAGCCAAUGCACCUCAACCGCAUCAUGUGAACCCCUCAGGCACCCUAAAACAACCAAGAAGGCAUCAAAUGGCAGCUAUAUCCAUCACCAAAUAGGAAACCAAACUGUGGAGGAUAAAGCUAACAAAGAUCAUGUCAAAGAUCAUGUCAAGGAAAGAAGUGAUGUAAAGAAAACUGACACCAAGAAGAAAUUCAAGCCUAAAAGAAAUCACCACCACAAACUAAGUUCUGCUGUAAAAGCCACAACCAAAGCCAAUGGUAGUGACACAUCAGCACUCAGAGACAUCAACACAUUGGCAGUCAUUGACAUUGGCACCCCAGCAGUCAAGGACCUUGGCACCCCAGCUGUCAGUGACACUCGCACACCAGCUGUGAGUUCCAUCAAUAAACCUAAGUCGACUGCUAAAGUAACUACUGCAGCUCAUACGCUUCUGGCUGAUCAGAUUGCAGAUGCUGUGGCUGGAUCCUUUGUGGAUGGGAACACACCCUCUCCAAACUCACAGCCACUUGCCUUAGAUGAUCCUCUUGCUGCAUUACAUCAAACUGCUUUUAUGACGAGAGACAAACUUAAUCGAACUCCAGAGAGAAAAACUGCCAAGGAAAAUGGUGAAGAGAGGGUUUCAACAUCGAAGAGUUCACAAAUGCCUACAAAAAAUCUGUUUGAUGAAGAUUGGCUUGCCUCUCCACCUGGUUACCAAGACAUUGUUGUUUCUGAAUUUAAGGAGGAACAGUCUGUUAUUAAGGAAACAUAUGAGAAAAGUAGUAAUGCUGGUUUGAGUGCCAAAAACCAUCAGAAAACUGACAUUAAACCUGAAGACAAUUCUGAGCCUAAAGUCAUGCGUGAGGAUUAUUCAAACUCAGAUUACUCAACACAACAUGCAUAUCACAUAAAACUAGACCUAGAAUUGCAGGCAUCAGAUUCACCAGUUAUAGGGACUCCAGAGGGUCUCUACAAGGACUUACAAAGUGAUCUAUCAGAAAUCUUUGCAUCAAAGACUCCAAGCUUACCACUUAGAUCAAGACAAUACCUAAAAGCAAGGAAAGACAAUUUUGUAGAUUCACCCAUUGUAGAAUCAAUGCGUACCAGUGUUGCAAUGAAAACCUCAUUAUCAACUGGAAUAGAAAUGCCUGUGGAUGGAUUAGGAUCACCAAAUGGAGACAUCUCGGCAGGAUUUACUCUAGAUGAUCUCUUAAAAGAAACAUGGUUGUCAGUAGAAAGUGGAUCUAGCGAGAUAUCUGGUGAAAGCAUGGCAAAAAGUGCAUUAAAGGCCAGGAAUGGAAGUGACGAUUCACAAAAGAGUGUCCAUUUCUCCAGUGGUUAUCAAGAAAAUAUCUUUCAGGAGGAAGCAAACUCUUCUAGUGACAGAUCUCUCGCAGAAAAUGCUAAAACUAAGCAUGAAAAUCUUGAUGAAGAUUUAGAUCAAUUUUCAGGUUCUGUCCACUCUCUUAGAAACAGAUUAAGUGGAAUGUUUUCAGAAGAUGAAAGUUUUGAUCUUGAUAUAUCCAGACCAGUUGAAGAACUCUUGCAUUACAUUUCCCCAGCCACUACACCAACACAUUUAGAGAGUCAUGGAGGAGUACGAUUGUCAAGUCAUCCAACAGAUUCACCAUUUGAUAUUUCAAAACAUGAUGCUACUGUGUCAUUACUUGAAAGGUUGAAACUUACCUCAGUGAGCUCAGACAAUGCAUCUCCCCAAGAUACUCAAAUGAGAAAGGAAAUGUCUGAUAGAAACCAACAGGAAUUUGUAAAUACAAUGGAUUUUCAUGAUGAUUUUUGUGCAGAUAAAGUUUUGAAUCUUCAAAGAGAAGAUGAUUGUGAAUUGAGUAAAAGCACAGUGACAAGAUCAACAUCCAAUUUUGACCUAUUAGAUGAAAGUGAUGACUCAAUCUUAAUGCCUUCAUCACCAAUGCUAGGGAAUGAUUACUCUCCUAUUGACCAAAUGGCAUCUCCGCUGGAAGAUAAUGUACAUCCCUCCAUCAUCCCUCCAUCGCCAGCAGUUGGACAACUCAUUGACAUUUGAGGUGCCAUCAAAUGACAUCUUCAUGAGUGAAAGCUAACUGUUCUAUUAUCUAAAAGAACAAGUGGUUGGAGAGCACAUAGCUACAUGAGAUGCUACCAGAUGAUGUCCCCAGUGGCAGAAAGAGGCUGCAUUUCCAUCAUUCAGAUGACCUCACCAGUGCUUUGACAUCCCUGAUGGUGGGAAAUGACCAUUUUCAUAUUUUUCUGAUGACAUUUAAAAUGCCACCAGCAGACAUCACUAACAGACCAUUGUUCCAUCAAGAUGACUACACUAGUUGGUCAGCCCACGGGUAUAAGAGGUCAACUGAUGAUAUGCCUGCCACCUGGUGCAAUUUGGCAAGUAGAAGUGGAAAAGCAGCCACUAAAUAUCUGAAAUAUGUGUGGUGCAACUUCCUUCAUGGUGAAAUAGAAGCAUGUCCACUAUUGAUUGUAUGGAGGACAAGAACAAACAUUCAAAAAAAAAUAAAUGCUUUGAUAAGUACAAACUUUUACAAAGCAAAUACCAUAUUGCAGUAGCCACUCGCCCAUAGUUGAACAUCCAGCCUUACUUUAGUUUUUGCAUAAAAAAUGCAGAAUGGAUUCUCUUUUCUUUUUUUUUUUUUUACUCUAGAUGAAGUCAAAUCAGCUGAUUACUAGCUGCAACAUUAUUUAAUACUACCAAAGCAACUGAGUGUUUUUCACUAGACUUUUGUUCCAAUAAAUUGAAAUAAUAUGAAGUACUCAGAGGGCUUGGCAAUAUCAGCUGCUGUAUAUACAACCGAUAUAUAGUAAAUUAAAUUUAAUUUGUUGUAAAGAAUGCAUUUUCUGGUUGCUUGCCAGCCAAUUAUUACUGUGAAUAAAGCACAGGCGUUUAUGUAUUUUAACUUUGGUAGUGGCUAUCGGCACUGCCGCAGUGCCAAAAAAAAGCUGCUGUUUUCUAUCGGCACGGCCGCAGUGCCAAAAAGCUGCCGUUUUCUAUCGGCACUGCCGCAGUGCCAAAGAGUUGCUGUUUU
Molecule: messenger RNA, 4667 nt
Organism: Anneissia japonica
Lineage: Eukaryota; Metazoa; Echinodermata; Crinoidea; Comatulida; Comatulidae
Exons: 17
Coding region: 32-3676 (1214 amino acids)
Biological process (GO): spindle assembly
Cellular component (GO): HAUS complex; mitotic spindle microtubule
Molecular function (GO): microtubule binding
Source: RefSeq, a predicted model, not a curated record